Rhodofomes roseus is the source of this 762-nucleotide messenger RNA. Its product is annotated as Phospholipase/carboxylesterase. Gene Ontology annotation, molecular function: carboxylic ester hydrolase activity; palmitoyl-(protein) hydrolase activity. The transcript has 4 exons. Lineage: Eukaryota; Fungi; Basidiomycota; Agaricomycetes; Polyporales; Fomitopsidaceae. The record is from RefSeq and is a predicted model, not a curated record. Gene Ontology annotation, biological process: protein depalmitoylation. Gene Ontology annotation, cellular component: cytoplasm. Bases 1 to 762 code for a protein of 253 amino acids.
AUGGCAAGAGUGACCUUCACCCCGCAACCACUGGAGAUGCUCACGGUACCUGCACGCGAGAAGCACACGGCGACGCUCAUCUUCGUGCAUGGACUGGGCGACUCCGGCCACAGCUGGCAGCGCAUCGCAGACUCGUUCAACCGAGAUCCUACUAUGCAGCACAUCAAGUACAUCUUCCCCCACGCGCCGGUCAUGGCGAUCACAGCGAACUUCGGCAUGCGCAUGCCCGCGUGGUACGACGUGCUCUCGUUCAAGUCAACGGCGCCGGAGGACAACGACGAUUUUGGGAUGCUGCGCUCGAUCGCGUCCCUCGGCGCGCUCGUGGACGCUGAGAUCAACGCAGGAAUCGCACCCGAGCGCAUCAUCUUCGGCGGGUUCAGCCAGGGCGCGGCGAUGACGCUCCUCACGGGGCUGUCUUGUGAGCGCAAACUGGGCGGGUUAAUCGUGUUGAGCGGGAGGCUGAGGCUCGGGAAGAAAGUCAAGCUGUUGCUACAAGCGCGAAAUAUCACGACGCCGAUUUUCUGGGGACAUGGCAGGAAUGACCCACUGGUGACGUACGAGAUGGGGAUGUGGUCCAUCCAAUUCAUGAAGACGGAGUACGGGCUCAUGGACGCGGACCCACUCGCGCCGGAGAAGGGCGGUGUCGCAUUGCACAUAUACGACGCUGUGCACUCCGUCCCCGACCAGGAGCUAGAUGACGUGAAGGCGUGGGUGAAGCGGGUGUUGCCUGGACCUGCCCGCGAUGCUUGUGUGUCGGCGUGA